AAAAACCAAAUGGCAGAAAACAAUCUCACAAAUAUGAUGGAAUUCAUUCUCCUGGGAUUUUCUGAUCUUCCCAAUCUCCAAGGGUUUCUCUUUGGAAUUUUCUCUAUCAUCUACCUAAGUAUACUAAUAGGAAAUGGCCUCCUCAUUAUUAUAACCAAAACCGAUCCAGCUCUCCAUACAGCUAUGUAUUUUUUCCUGGGGAACUUUUCCUUUUUGGAAAUCUGCUACACAUCAGUCACUAUGCCCAGAAUGUUGGCAGAUCUCUGGACUCAGAAGAGAACUAUUUCCUUCAUAGCCUGUGCUAUACAAGCUUGUUUCCUUUAUAUUUUUGGAGGGGCAGAGUGUCUUCUCCUGACUGUGAUGGCUUAUGACCGUUAUGUGGCAAUCAGUAAGCCUCUCUAUUAUCCUCUCAUCAUGAAUCACAAAGUAUGUGUACAACUGGUUGUGGCUUCCUGGCUGACUGAGGUCCCAGCCCUGAUUGGUGAGACAUAUCAGAUUUUUUCCAUGAACUUCUGUGGCCCUAAUAAAAUCAAUCACAUUUUCUGUGAUGCCCCUCCUUUAUUCCCAUUGGCAUGUACAGACACAUAUAAGGUAGAGGUCUCUGUCCAUGUUGUGGCUCUACUAUUUGUUAUAAUUCCCUUUUUAUUGAUACUUGCCUCCUAUAUCAAAAUCAUAACUACAAUCCUAAAAUUGCCCUCCACCUCAGGGAGAGCCAAAGCCUUCUCUACUUGUUCUUCUCAUCUAAUGGUUGUGUUCUUUUUCUAUGGGUCUGGAAGUAUUGCGUAUUUGCAGCCAAAAUCUGGUCAAUCAUCAGGAUCCAGCAAAGUGCUUGCUCUUUUCUACACUAUUGUGACCCCAGUGUUUAACCCCCUGAUCUACAGUCUAAGAAAUAAGGAUGUCAUUGCUGCACUGAGAAAAUUACUUCCUAAAUGA
Messenger RNA from Sarcophilus harrisii (Tasmanian devil), 933 nucleotides. Its product is annotated as olfactory receptor 10AG1-like. Bases 10 to 933 code for a protein of 307 amino acids. Lineage: Eukaryota; Metazoa; Chordata; Mammalia; Dasyuromorphia; Dasyuridae. Gene Ontology annotation, biological process: G protein-coupled receptor signaling pathway. Gene Ontology annotation, molecular function: G protein-coupled receptor activity; olfactory receptor activity. Gene Ontology annotation, cellular component: membrane. The record is from RefSeq and is a predicted model, not a curated record. The transcript has a single exon.